AUGAAACAAACUAUUGGAAGCAUGGAAAUGAAGAAAAGUAGAAUUUUUCAGUUUUACAAGAUCAAAAUGUAAUAUGAGAUUAAUAAUGUAGUCAUUACAUAUUGAUUAGGAGAACUAAUUUAAAUAAGGGAAAUAUUAAUGUAAAAUUAUUCAAAGUGAAUGAUGAUGCAUUGAUAAAGAAGUAGUAUUAAGAUAAUAAACGAAUGUUACAAAUUCGAGAAUUUUACAAGUCAAUAAUGAAAACUUGA
This is a messenger RNA of Paramecium octaurelia, 248 nucleotides long. NCBI's taxonomy places the organism in Eukaryota, Ciliophora, Oligohymenophorea, Peniculida, Parameciidae. The record is from the annotation of a GenBank genome assembly.